Molecule: messenger RNA, 187 nt
Organism: Funneliformis mosseae
Lineage: Eukaryota; Fungi; Glomeromycota; Glomeromycetes; Glomerales; Glomeraceae
Source: the annotation of a GenBank genome assembly
AAAAUAUAUCUUGAACAGUGAUUCAAAAUGGUUUAAACUUUCUUUUGGUGAAGUUUGGGAAGAUAAUUGGGUGAACAAUUACAAAAGGCUCAGAAGAUUAGUCUUACUCCUCGUGCGUUAUUAUGAAGAAAUCCUUGGAUUUCGUGCUAAUCGUCUUGAAAUUCUAGUUCCUAGAUAUAUUACAUAA